AUGUCCACACUGGAAGAUGUGAAUUGGAUGAAAGUUGUUCAUCUAGGUGUGGAUGCAGACUCCUUAUCUAUAGUGGAAAAUAUGAAAAUACAAAUCCGAAGUUUCCGAUGUCGACGUAUUUUUCACUUAAUUCUAGUUGUCAUAAUAAUCUUUGUCAUAACAAGUUUACUUAGCUACUUUUAUGAAGAGGUUCCUAAAUUCCCAAAGCCACCGAUAAUCGGACCUCCAUCUAACCUUCCAGAGUCUGACCAGGAUUUUCGUCAAAUCCAACCACCUGCACAAAUACCUAUAGAAUCUGAUGUUUUAGAAAAUGCAAAACAGCUUCCUACUCAAACACUUCCUAUUUCUAAAAAUCUUUCGCCAAUUGCAGCUUUCAAAUAUGGAACACUUAUUUCCAAGGAAGAAAUUCAAGGUGGCGUUCCUGCAAAUAAGAGAGUAGCCUCUAUGCGAGAUAAGGUUCGAGAGAUGAUGAAGUUUGCUUGGAAUGGUUAUGUUACCUAUGCAUGGGGAAGUAAUGAAUUGAAACCGUAUUCAAAAACUGGCCACUUACCCUUGUACUUGGAAAUGAACCACUCGGGGCUUCCUUAG
This is a messenger RNA of Schistosoma mattheei, 588 nucleotides long. Lineage: Eukaryota; Metazoa; Platyhelminthes; Trematoda; Strigeidida; Schistosomatidae. The record is from the annotation of a GenBank genome assembly.